Molecule: messenger RNA, 841 nt
Organism: Odobenus rosmarus divergens (Pacific walrus)
Lineage: Eukaryota; Metazoa; Chordata; Mammalia; Carnivora; Odobenidae
Gene: MYL6B
Product: myosin, light chain 6B, alkali, smooth muscle and non-muscle
Exons: 8
Coding region: 96-725 (209 amino acids)
Cellular component (GO): myosin II complex
Molecular function (GO): calcium ion binding; structural constituent of muscle
Source: RefSeq, a predicted model, not a curated record
GCAGCCUCCUCCCAGUGCCCCGCCUCCGCCCUUACCUGGACCCCGCAGGAGAUGGGUGCCCCCAUCGGCACACUGUCCUUUGGCCACCGGACAUCAUGCCUCCCAAGAAGGAUGUUCCCAUGAAGAAACCAGCAGGACCCUCUGUUGCCAAGCCUGCUGCCAAACCAGCAGCAGGGGCCCCUCCAGCCAAGACCAAGGCUGAGCCAGCUCCAGCUGCCCCUCCUGCCCCUCAGAAAACCCAGGAGCCCCCCAUCGAUCUCUCCAAAGUGGUGAUCGAGUUUAACAAGGACCAGCUGGAGGAGUUCAAGGAGGCCUUUGAGCUGUUUGAUCGAGUAGGGGAUGGCAAGAUCCUGUACGGUCAGUGUGGGGAUGUGAUGAGGGCCCUGGGCCAGAACCCCACCAACGCCGAGGUGCUCAGGGUCCUGGGGAACCCCAAGAGUGAUGAGCUGAAGUCCCGGCGUGUGGACUUUGAGACUUUCCUGCCCAUGCUCCAGGCCGUAGCCAAAAACCGGGACCAAGGCACAUAUGAGGACUACCUGGAGGGGCUUCGGGUGUUUGACAAAGAGGGGAACGGCAAAGUCAUGGGAGCAGAGCUCAGACAUGUCCUCACCACCCUGGGAGAGAAGAUGACUGAAGAGGAGGUGGAGACUGUUCUGGCAGGACACGAGGACAGCAAUGGCUGCAUCAACUAUGAAGCCUUCCUGAAGCACAUCCUAAGCGUCUGAGCUCUCCAGAUGCGGCGGGGUCGGACACUGCCCCCCUUCCCCGGCAGGCGGAAGCACGUUCCUGCCACUAGGAGGCCAACUAUUGUUUCAAAAUAAAGAGACGGUUCCUCCCUAGG